This is a messenger RNA of Pieris rapae (cabbage white), 4484 nucleotides long. It is a transcript of the gene botv, whose product is annotated as exostosin-3. The coding region runs from base 255 to 3002 and encodes 915 amino acids. The record is from RefSeq and is a predicted model, not a curated record. NCBI's taxonomy places the organism in Eukaryota, Metazoa, Arthropoda, Insecta, Lepidoptera, Pieridae. Gene Ontology annotation, cellular component: membrane. The transcript has 10 exons. Gene Ontology annotation, molecular function: glycosyltransferase activity.
GAAAUUAGUCGUAGUCUGAGAAUCAAACGAAAAGUCAAGAGCGUAUUUUUGUGUAUUUUAAAUUUUAAUAUUUUGAAGGCAUUACUAUGAGAUUAUUCUGCUUAAAACGCUAAUAAAUACGUUUCACCAUAUAAUAGACGCAUUUUGUCAAAUAAAAUGCUGUGAAAACACAAUAGCCUAUUUAAUAUGAAUAUUUAUUUUACUCCAAUGCGUCUAAUAACAAGAGUUACAGUGAAUUAAUUUUCUCUUCAAUAAUGCAUUUACACGAUAAAAUUUUCCAGUGGUUAGGGCAUAUUAAACUCUCUCGAGUUAUAUUAAUGGUGUCUGUGAUAUUAUUCCUAGUUCCUCUAGUUACUCAUUAUUAUUUAUCUAAGUAUGAAUCAUCUUCAACGCUGGGAUUAAAUGGAAUGCAUAAUUUAGAUUCAUUAGCUGAUAUAUCAACUGUUAAUGCAGAGGAUUUAAAACUUAGGAUAAAAGAAAUGUUAAGAAUUAAGGCGUCAGUGUCCACAGAACUUCGUGAAUUAGAAGAAAGACGAGGGCGUCUACAGAAAGAAGCAGCAUUAGCAAGCGCAAAGGCUGACAGCGUAAAGGCCGAAUAUGCUAGGGCUUCAGCGGAAUUACAGCGCUUGAGAGUGUCAGCCGAUCAAGCCAGACUGGCACAGCUGGAAGCCAUUCGUCGGGACUCCCCAGAAUUGGCCCCACCAGCACAAAUAUUACCUUCUAGGCCCCCCUCCAUCCUUCCCCCCAUAAAUCCUUCAUUAGAAACCAGUUGCCGUAUGCACUCAUGUUUCGAUCACUCCAGGUGCUCGCUUACUUCUGGCUUUCCGAUUUACUUCUACGACCCCGAUAUAUAUUCACCGUUGGCGAAUGCAGAGAUUGAUGGGUUCUUGAAAACCACAUUGCGACAGACGUUAAGUUAUAAUGCUCAUUUGACACGAAACCCGAAUGAAGCCUGCUUAUAUCUCGUGCUUAUCGGGGAAGCGUUCCCAAACACCAAGACUCUAUCCACAGAGCCAUAUAAAAUGCUAAACGAAACUGCGGUAAAAUCCCUCCCAUUUUGGGGUGGGGAUGGGCGGAAUCAUGUUUUGUUAAACUUGGCCAGGCGCGAGUUGUCUGUCGGUUCUGGUGAUUCGUUCAUGGGGUCAUCAACAGGGCGGGCGAUUAUCGCACAGUCGACGUUCACACUGGAACGAUUUAGACCAGGAUAUGACGUCAUAACCCCCCCUGCGUUGGGGCCACCAGGUGGUGACGUUUGGUCGGAAUGUGCUCCAAUGGCCCCAGCAAGGAGGAAGUAUCUUCUAAGUUUCCAGGGUUCACAUUCACCAGCGACCGCAUCAAACAAAGACAAUGACAUUCAAUUGAUUGAAUCACUCCAGAAUAUUGCCAAGGCGGCACCAUCUUCUGACAUCUUCUUCUUCCAAUUCGAAUGCGAUCCAUCAGUCGAAAGACGAGCAAUUCUGCCAAUUGGAGAUUGGGCGUUAUGCGGAACAGACAGGUCCAGACAAGCGAUUCUUCGCGAGUCUACCUUCGUCUUGAUAUUGGCACCUUCGGACCAGAAAUACGCUUCCACAGCUCUCUUGCAGGCGAGAUUGUAUGAGGCGUUGCGUUCUGGUGCUAUUCCAGUUAUCCUGGGUGGGGAUAGAUUAAACUUGCCGUAUGAUGAGGUCUUAGAUUGGCGUCGGGCGACAUUGUCUUUGCCCAAAGCUAGGUGUACGGAACUGCAUUUCUUGCUGCGAGCCUUGUCGGAUGCGGAUUUACUGGUGUUUAGGAGACAGGGUCGGGUUCUGUGGGAGAGAUACAUGAGCUCGUUGCAGGCGAGCGUCGAUACACUGUUAGCGGUGAUAAGAACGCGUCUGAACAUCCCAGGUAGACCAGCUGUGGCAUCGAUGGGUAUGCCGGCGUUCAAUGAGUCCUACUAUCCAUCGAAGGUGGAACCUCCAGCUGUUGACUCCGAGCCGGAGGAGACCUUAGGCCCCCUUGAGGCGCCCUACCCCAGUCCAGCAUAUAGACGGAACUACUCCCUCAUUCUGCUGCACGGUUAUGAGAUGUGGAACGAUUGGGGGGAGCCGUUCUCAAUAUACCCCCAGUUGCCCUGGGAUCCUCCGGUGACGUCCGAAGCGAGGUUUUUGGGUUCGGCGGCUGGGUUUAGACCUGUGGGGGCGGGGGCUGGUGGGUCAGGGAAGGAAUUUAGUGAGGCACUGGGUGGUGAUAGACCCAGGGAACAGUUCACGAUAGUGAUAUUGACGUAUGAAAGAGAGGCGGUGUUGGCAGCAGCACUGGCUAGGUUGAGGGGGUUGCCGUAUUUAAAUAAGGUGGUGGUAGUGUGGAAUGGUGUGACCGGUCCCUCUCCAUCAAUGACCUGGCCAGAAUCCGGGGCUCCAGUGGCGGUUGUUAGAACUCCGCGGAACUCUUUGAACAACCGUUUCCUUCCAUAUCACCUCAUUGAGACUGAGGCUGUAUUGUGUGUGGACGACGAUGCCCAUUUACGACAUGAUGAAAUCGUUUUCGCUUUCAGAGUGUGGCGUGAACAUCGCGACAGGAUCGUUGGUUUUCCGGGACGAUACCACGCCUGGGAUCUGAACUUUAACAACGGGUUCCUCUACAAUUCUAAUUACAGCUGUGAGCUCAGCAUGGUUUUAACUGGUGCGGCCUUUGUCCAUCGUUACUAUCUCUGGGCCUAUUGGCGUGUACUCCCAGCAGCGGUGAGGGAUUAUGUCGAUGAAUAUAUGAAUUGCGAAGACAUCGCUAUGAACUUUUUGGUCGCGCACAUCACCAGGAAGCCGCCCGUUAAGGUGACGUCACGAUGGACCUUCCGCUGUCCCGGAUGUCCGGUCACGCUCUCGGCUGACGAAACACACUUCCACGAAAGGCAUAAAUGCAUACAAUUCUUUUCCCAGGUGAUGGGCUACACUCCACUUCUCUCGACACAGUUUAGGGCUGACUCGGUUUUAUUCAAAACCCGAAUACCUCACGACAAGCAAAAAUGCUUUAAGUUUAUAUAAAAUCCUUUUGUACGAAUAUUUUGAUAGUAUUUUAAAAACCAUUUCAGUUUUAUUAGUGAUUAUGGAACCAACAAGUCAAGAACGCGCCAAAACGCUCUAGACAAGAUGGCGUCGUGGCAUACAAUGCUUGUAAACUGAUAAAUGUCAAUUUUACGUGUCAAUUGUCAUUCGGACAUUAUUAACAGAGACGUCAUCGAUCAAGCAAUAAAGAUUAAAAAACUGCGUCAAAAAUUAAUAUUAUCUCAAGUGCGGCUUUAGAAUUUAAACGCAUUUUAACCGACGUAGUAAUGGAGGAGGUUAUUAAUUCGAUAUAAAAAUAAGACCGUAUACACAAGUUGAUAUUAGUACGUCUUUGACGGGGUAAACACGGACCGCGUUGUAGUAUUCUCGUUUUUUGAACAAUUCAAAAGGCACACGAAUUAAAUGAAGUUAUUUGGUACGCGGUACGCGAAACUAAUUAUGGACUUGACAAAUCAUUAUAAAUUUCACUAAAGAAAUAUAUUGAGAAAUCUCCGCGUUAUGUGGGGGCCAUACAUUCUAGAAAAUUGAUACAAGCCGCCCUAUAAACAUAUAUUUCUAGGACGUAAUUUUUUUUAUCCCGUUUUACACAUGGACAACGCCAUCUGUUGUUUAAUACAUGAGUGUAUAUGUAAAUGUAGAUGUCGCAGGCAACUAGCUUAAUUAGCCGUUCAAUUAACAGCAUAGCCGUUUGUUUAUGCUCGCUCUAUUAUCUAUAACUACCAGUGUUGCCAACUCGGAUUUUGAAAAUUACGUAUUUCAGAUAAGAAAAUCUUUAGUAAAAAUUGUAUAGGAAAAGUUAGUAGAUCUACGUCCGUACGUAUUUUUUAUGAAUGAAAUGAAGAGGGGUAGGGUAGUUAAAACUGAAGAAAACCUAUUUUUUUUCUGCUAAAUUUACUUUUUGUAUAAAGUAACCUAGUGAGGGUUUCAAUAGGUCUGUUUCUGAUGUUAGUUUUCAUCAAGUUUAUUGAAGAAAAAAGUUUUUCAGCAUUUGGCCUAUACCUAUCUGACCUAUCGGUAAUGUUUAUUAAUAGCUUUUGUGUAAAUUGGGACAAGAGUUGCAUCUCCUUUUUUUAUUUUGGAAAUAUGACGCCAAAUCUCAUCUGCGUUGAUUAGCUGAUCCUCUAGAAAUGGAAGAUUUGUGAUUCUUAAAGUUCUACAUUCCCGGUCUAACUUUGUGAAAUUUGUUGGACAUUAAAUACGUAGAUCUACGUAAAAUAUUGGCAACGCUGUACAUAACUAAAUACAUACAUUUACUAUAUAUGUUUUGUUGUAAUUACUAGUCUUUGUAUUUUUUAUAUCAAUUUAUUUUUAUUAUUAAUUAACCCGCUGUAAAUAUGUAUAAUUUGUAUAUACUACAUAUUUUGAUAAAAGCUUUAGAUACGAGUAAGAUUUAAUUGAUUGUUGUAUCAUUUUUAGAUGAAUUACAUAAAUACUAUAAGAUGAAUAAAUAAUUGAGUGAAA